UUUCAGGUUUGGUUAAAAACUUAUGGCUAUUUACUUCCAUCUGACAGCCAAAUGUCUGCCUUGCAGUCAGGAAAAGCUGUGCAGUCCGCAGUUGCCACUAUGCAGCAGUUUUAUGGGAUCCCAGUAACAGGAGUUUUGGACCAGACAACUCUUGAGUGGAUGAAGAAACCUCGAUGUGGAGUUCCAGACCAUCCCCACCUACGCCACAGCCGGAGGAAAAAGCGGUAUGCACUAACUGGACAGAAGUGGAGACAGAAGCACAUAACCUACAGCGUACACAACUACACCCCCAAGGUUGGAGAGAUCGACACGAGGAGAGCCAUUCGUCAGGCGUUUGACGUCUGGCAGAGAGUGACACCACUUACCUUUGAAGAGGUCCCUUACCAUGAAAUUAAAAAUGACAGAAAGGAGGCAGAUAUUAUGAUAUUUUUUGCUUCUGGUUUCCAUGGAGACAGUUCUCCGUUUGAUGGAGAAGGUGGAUUCCUAGCUCACGCUUACUUUCCUGGACCGGGCAUAGGAGGAGACACUCACUUUGAUUCAGAUGAGCCGUGGACCCUGGGAAAUUCCAAUCAUGAUGGGAACGAUCUCUUCCUGGUGGCAGUGCAUGAGCUGGGGCAUGCGCUGGGACUGGAGCACUCCAACGACCCCAGUGCUAUCAUGGCGCCUUUCUACCAGUACAUGGAAACGCACAACUUCAAACUGCCUCAGGACGACCUCCAGGGGAUUCAGAAAAUCUAUGGUCCUCCCAUUGAGCCCCUGGAGCCAACCAGGCCUUUACCGACUCUUCCUGUUCGCAGAAUUCACUCCACUUCGGAAAGAAAACACGAGAGACAGCCGAGACCUCCCAGUCCUCCUCUGGGCGACAGGCCCUCUCCUCCCGGCACCAAACCGAACAUCUGCGAUGGCAACUUCAACACCGUGGCUCUCUUUAGAGGAGAAAUGUUUGUUUUCAAGGAUCGCUGGUUCUGGCGUCUGCGCAACAACCGAGUGCAGGAAGGGUACCCCAUGCAGAUCGAGCAGUUCUGGAAAGGCCUCCCCGCAAAGAUUGAUGCGGCCUAUGAGCGCUCUGAUGGAAAAUUCGUUUUCUUCAAAGGAGAUAAAUACUGGGUUUUUAAAGAGGUGACAGCAGAGCCGGGCUACCCACACAGCCUGGUGGAGCUGGGGAGCUGCCUGCCCCGGGAAGGCAUCGACACGGCUCUGCGCUGGGAGCCCGUGGGCAAAACCUACUUCUUCAAGGGCGACAGGUACUGGAGGUACAACGAGGACAAGAGGGCCACGGACCCGGGGUACCCAAAGCCCAUCACCGUCUGGAGAGGAAUCCCUCAGGCUCCGCAGGGAGCUUUUAUCAGCAAAGAAGGCUUUUAUACCUACUUUUACAAAGGGAAGGAGUACUGGAAGUUCGAUAACCAGAGGCUGAGCGUGGAGCCGGGCUACCCCAGGUCAAUCCUCAAGGACUGGAUGGGCUGUAACCAGAAGGACGUUGAACGGAGCAAAGACAGGCGCCUCCCCCACGACGACGUGGAUAUUAUGGUGACAAUAAACGAUGUGCCUAGCACUGUAAAUGCAAUCGCAGUUGUGAUCCCUUGCAUUUUGUCUCUGUGUAUCCUUGUCUUGGUAUACACAAUCUUCCAGUUUAAAAACAAAGAGGUGCAGCAAAACGUUGUGUAUUACAAAAGACCUGUCCAGGAGUGGGUAUGACACAGCCCGCUGCACGUUGCAACUCAUUGAUCCGAUGAGGACUAUGGACAAAGAAAAAAA
Messenger RNA from Mesitornis unicolor (brown roatelo), 1758 nucleotides. RefSeq names its product matrix metallopeptidase 24 (membrane-inserted) (gene MMP24). Gene Ontology annotation, cellular component: extracellular matrix. The transcript has 8 exons. The record is from RefSeq and is a predicted model, not a curated record. Bases 52 to 1698 code for a protein of 548 amino acids. Gene Ontology annotation, molecular function: metalloendopeptidase activity; zinc ion binding. Lineage: Eukaryota; Metazoa; Chordata; Aves; Mesitornithiformes; Mesitornithidae. Gene Ontology annotation, biological process: proteolysis; collagen catabolic process; extracellular matrix organization.